AUGGAGGGAUCUCGAGAAUUCACCCAUAUUGUCGUGGGCGCUGGAUCUGCGGGAUGCGUUGUAACAGCGAGAAUCGCAGAGAAUCAAAACUUCAAUGUUCUUCUCAUCGAAGCGGGCCCGGAUUACGAUCCAGCGAAGCAAAGUCUACCUCUGGGAGUCCAGAAUGCUCGCCGAGUACCUAUGAAAGGUCAAUCUGAGGUCUUUGAUCCGCGGCUCGACUGGAACCUCGUUGUGGAUAUCCCCGGUGGGCGAUCAAUGCUGGUUCCGCAAGGGAAGGUUAUGGGAGGGGGCAGCAGUAUCAACGGAGGAACAGCACUGAGAAGUACCUCUGCUGAUUCUACAGAAUGGGUGGAGCUUGGUAACGAUAGAUGGGACUUUGAGAGCGUUUACCACGUUUAUCAAUCAAUGGAAGAAGACGAGGUGAGGGGCACGCGAGGCCCUUGUCCAAUCGUUCGAACGCCAGUAGAGGAAGUCGGCAAGAUUCAAAAUGCGUUCUUGGAAGGAGCAGCCACGUCUGGAUUCAGGCAAAUUCUUGACUUUAACGCUCCGGGGGCUGAGGGCGUCGGUCCCUCUCCUGUCUGUCGGCGAGGUGAUCGACGUAUCAGUGCCUCCAACACCUUCAUCGAUCCUAUCCGCGACCAGAAUAACUUGACAAUUCUGACUACAGCUCAGGUAGAGAGAGUCAUUUUUUCCGGAAAGAGGGCAACAGGAGUUGUUCUUAUAGAUGGCAGAAAGAUAUUUGCAAGCAAAGAAAUCAUUGUCAGCGCAGGACCUAUCUUCUCUCCGGCGAUCCUUCAGAGAUCGGGUGUUGGGCCCUCUGCUCUCCUUCAUUCACUGGGCUUGACAACUGUAGCGGACUUGCCCGUUGGCAAAAACCUUUCUGAUCACUUGUGCAUUCCUAUCAUGGCCAAACCAAGGAAAGGUGCCUAUGAAGAGGAUGAUUACUCUUUGCAGAUGCAGGCGCGGUGGUCCUCUUCUCUUCAUCCUGGGACAACAGAUCUUCAAAUAAUCUGUUUCAGUUAUCUCUAUGCUCAAGCGCCUGAUCCACAGGUCCAGCAUCGCGGUCUUUCGGGGACAGCAACUGGCCAUGUGGCUGGGAUCGGUUGCAAUUUAAACAAACCGACAUCGCUGGGAACCGUCACUAUAAAGUCCAAAGAUUCAUGGGAGGCUCCACUAGUUGCACCGAACUAUCUACAGACUGAUCACGACCGGAAAAUAGCUCGAGAAAUUGUCCGAAAGGCCUAUCGAAUUAUGACUUCUUCCGCGAUGCAGACAGUGCUUGAGCAGCCCAUAGGUCUCGAUGAUACAAUUCUUGACUCCGACCAGCUUCUAGACAGAUGGAUUGACAGUCAAUACUCGACGACCUAUCAUUUCUGUGGUACAUGUCGAAUGGCUGCCCGAGAGAAGGGCGGCGUCGUUGAUCAAAGUGGCCGCGUGUAUGGUGUACAGGGACUCCGAGUCUGUGAUUCCAGUGUCAUUCCGACUGCCCCUGCUGCCAACAACAUGUGGCCGACUAUGAUGUUUGCACAAAGAAUUGGUCUCAGCAUUAGAGAUGGUACGGAUGUCGCUAUACUGCAUCAAUCAAGACUAUGA
This is a messenger RNA of Talaromyces amestolkiae, 1593 nucleotides long. RefSeq lists its product as uncharacterized. The record is from RefSeq and is a predicted model, not a curated record. NCBI's taxonomy places the organism in Eukaryota, Fungi, Ascomycota, Eurotiomycetes, Eurotiales, Trichocomaceae. The transcript has a single exon. The coding region runs from base 1 to 1593 and encodes 530 amino acids. Gene Ontology annotation, molecular function: flavin adenine dinucleotide binding; oxidoreductase activity, acting on CH-OH group of donors.